Molecule: messenger RNA, 3835 nt
Organism: Nycticebus coucang (slow loris)
Lineage: Eukaryota; Metazoa; Chordata; Mammalia; Primates; Lorisidae
Gene: DNM1
Product: dynamin 1
Exons: 23
Coding region: 101-2656 (851 amino acids)
Cellular component (GO): microtubule; membrane; cytoplasm
Molecular function (GO): microtubule binding; GTPase activity; GTP binding
Source: RefSeq, a predicted model, not a curated record
CCCGCGGCGCAGGCAGUCCCGGAGCUAGGCAGCCGCGGCUGAGCCGGAGCUGGGAGCCGGAGCGGCGGCCGGAUAGCAGCCCGCGAGGCCCGCCGCAGCCAUGGGCAACCGCGGCAUGGAGGAUCUCAUCCCGCUGGUCAACCGGCUGCAAGAUGCCUUCUCUGCCAUCGGCCAGAAUGCGGACCUCGACCUGCCGCAGAUCGCCGUGGUGGGCGGCCAGAGCGCCGGCAAGAGCUCAGUGCUCGAGAAUUUCGUAGGCAGGGACUUCCUGCCUCGAGGAUCUGGCAUUGUCACCCGACGUCCCCUGGUCCUGCAGCUAGUCAAUGCUACCACAGAAUAUGCCGAGUUUCUGCACUGCAAGGGGAAGAAAUUCACUGACUUCGAGGAGGUGCGCCUGGAGAUCGAGGCCGAGACCGACCGGGUCACAGGCACCAACAAAGGGAUCUCGCCGGUGCCGAUCAACCUCCGCGUGUACUCGCCCCAUGUGCUGAACCUGACCCUGGUGGACCUGCCCGGAAUGACCAAGGUCCCAGUGGGGGACCAACCUGCCGACAUCGAGUUCCAGAUCCGGGACAUGCUCCUGCAGUUCGUCACCAAGGAGAACUGCCUCAUCCUGGCCGUGUCCCCUGCCAACUCUGACCUGGCUAAUUCUGAUGCCCUCAAGAUUGCCAAGGAGGUGGACCCCCAGGGUCAGCGCACCAUCGGGGUCAUCACCAAGCUGGACCUGAUGGAUGAGGGGACAGAUGCCCGCGAUGUGCUGGAGAACAAGCUGCUCCCCCUGCGCAGGGGCUACAUUGGAGUGGUAAACCGGAGCCAGAAAGAUAUUGAUGGCAAGAAGGACAUUACAGCCGCCUUGGCCGCUGAACGCAAAUUCUUCCUCUCCCAUCCAUCCUACCGCCACUUGGCUGACCGAAUGGGCACACCCUACCUACAGAAGGUCCUCAACCAGCAACUGACGAACCACAUCCGGGACACACUGCCAGGGCUGCGGAACAAACUGCAGAGCCAGCUGCUGUCCAUUGAGAAGGAGGUGGAGGAGUACAAGAACUUCCGCCCUGAUGACCCAGCACGCAAGACCAAGGCCCUGCUGCAGAUGGUCCAGCAGUUCGCAGUGGACUUUGAGAAGCGCAUUGAAGGCUCAGGCGAUCAGAUCGACACUUAUGAACUGUCAGGAGGAGCCCGCAUUAACCGGAUCUUCCAUGAGCGCUUCCCCUUUGAGCUGGUCAAGAUGGAGUUUGAUGAGAAGGAGCUCCGAAGAGAGAUCAGCUAUGCCAUCAAGAAUAUCCAUGGCAUUAGGACGGGCCUCUUCACACCUGACCUCGCUUUUGAAGCCACAGUGAAAAAGCAGGUGCAGAAGCUCAAAGAGCCCAGUAUCAAGUGUGUGGACAUGGUAGUCAGUGAGCUCACGGCCACCAUCAGAAAGUGUAGCGAAAAGCUCCAGCAGUACCCGCGGCUGCGGGAGGAGAUGGAGCGCAUUGUGACUACCCACAUCCGGGAGCGCGAGGGGCGCACCAAGGAGCAGGUCAUGCUUCUUAUCGAUAUUGAGCUGGCUUAUAUGAACACUAACCAUGAGGACUUCAUAGGCUUUGCCAAUGCUCAGCAGAGGAGCAACCAGAUGAACAAGAAGAAGGCUUCAGGGAACCAGGAUGAGAUUCUGGUCAUCCGGAAGGGUUGGCUGACCAUCAACAAUAUUGGCAUCAUGAAGGGGGGCUCCAAGGAGUACUGGUUUGUGCUGACUGCUGAGAAUCUGUCCUGGUACAAGGAUGAUGAGGAGAAAGAGAAGAAAUACAUGCUGUCUGUAGACAACCUCAAGCUGCGGGACGUGGAGAAGGGCUUCAUGUCGAGCAAGCACAUCUUUGCCCUCUUUAACACGGAGCAGAGGAAUGUCUACAAGGAUUAUCGGCAGCUGGAGCUGGCCUGUGAGACACAGGAGGAGGUGGACAGCUGGAAAGCCUCCUUCCUGAGGGCUGGCGUGUACCCAGAGCGUGUUGGGGACAAGGAGAAAGCCAGCGAGACUGAGGAGAAUGGCUCAGACAACUUUAUGCACUCCAUGGACCCGCAGUUGGAGCGGCAGGUGGAAACCAUCCGAAACCUGGUAGACUCAUACAUGGCCAUUGUCAACAAGACGGUGCGGGAUCUCAUGCCCAAGACCAUCAUGCAUCUCAUGAUCAACAAUACCAAGGAUUUCAUCUUCUCCGAGCUGCUGGCCAACCUGUACUCGUGCGGGGACCAGAACACACUGAUGGAAGAGUCAGCUGAGCAGGCACAGCGGCGCGACGAGAUGCUGCGCAUGUACCACGCUCUGAAGGAGGCGCUUGGCAUCAUCGGCGACAUCAACACGACCACCGUCAGCACGCCCAUGCCCCCGCCUGUGGACGACUCCUGGCUGCAGGUGCAGAGCGUACCGGCCGGACGCAGGUCGCCCACGUCCAGCCCCACGCCGCAGCGCCGAGCCCCCGCCGUGCCCCCAGCCCGGCCCGGGUCGCGGGGCCCUGCUCCUGGGCCUCCGCCUGCUGGGUCCGCCCUGGGGGGGGCACCCCCCGUGCCCUCCAGGCCGGGGGCUUCCCCUGACCCCUUCGGUCCUCCCCCCCAGGUGCCCUCGCGCCCUAAUCGCGCCCCGCCCGGGGUCCCCAGAAUCACUAUCAGUGACCCCUGAGGAGUGUCAGCCAUGCAGGAAGGGCCCAGCCUCACCUACGCGACCUGCAGUCCCCCGACCAGCUGAGGCUCCCCUCUUAGACUUAUAAGCCUGUGGCCACUGGCAUCCGGCUGCCUGCCCUCCCUUCCUCCCCCAGGGUCUUGUCAGAGGGCCCCUAGGUUUUCUUACUGCCGAGAGGGGCCUCCAGCCAUCUCUAUUAGCUUCACACUCCUGGUUCAAGCAGUGUUCUUUCUCCAUUGGGCCUGGUGGCUGUGUGGGCCUCCCUAAAGGUAGAGGUGGCCCUGGGCCAGUGGGUUGGAAGACAGGGUGACCAGAGAAGAGGGAAAGCCCAAGGGGGUUGAGCAUGAGUGUGGAACCAUGGGUGCACUACCUGAGUGAUGUAUGAGAGGCUAGUGUGUGUGGUGGGGACCCCUUCCCAGAUAUCUAUGAAGCUCUGGGCCACAUGACUCCUGUGCCUCCCUCCAUCUUCCUCUUCCUCCCUUUUCCAGUCUGGCCCCUCAUCUUUCCCCCAUCCCCUCCCUCUGCUGCCUGGCAGCAGUGCUGGGUAGCUGUGCUUGCCUUACCAGCUCUCUCCUUGCUUUCUCUCCUGUUUUCUCUCUUUGCUUUCUCUCCAACUGCCAGCCGAUCGGGUCAGGCAAGUCCAUCCCGUCCUGAGAGCCCCAGGCCCCCCUUCGAACUCUAACCAGAUCCCUCCUCUUCCUCGGAGACCUCCCUUUCCAAGCCUGCCUGGACGGCUGUUCUGUGACUUACCCAGCCCCAAAGCCACCCCCUUCAUCUGUAACUUAGUCUGUUGUAGUGGUGAGCUGACACAUCCAGGUGUGAUGCUGGUGAAAACUUGUGCCCCUCUGUGGUAUCGCUCCUGCUGGUCUAUAAAUAUCUAUAAAUAUUCAUAUAUAUAUACAUAUAUAUGGCUGACAGCCUCACCUCUAGUGCUGGCAAUCAAUCACCAUGCUGUCCUUGUGGAGUCUCAUGGCCCAACUAUCAGGGAACGCUGUCCCCUGACAUCCUGGCUUCAAAGUGUGCCACCUCCAGUGAACCUUCCUGUCAUGUCUGGCCCCUGGACUGCCAGCCCUCCCGCCCCUUCCCUGGAAGCAUGGGGGUGCUGUCCAGGCAGCCGUGUGGUCUGAUGCUACCAGUCUUGCUGUCUCUCAGCUGAGAAUAAAACCCACUUCUGGAUGA